CGACUGCGCUUCCUGCCACCCAAUUCGAUGAGCUUUUCCCUUGUCUUUUGUUGUCCCCAGUGUUUGCCUCCUUUGGUGACUUUUCCAGGACUCCACUUCCACCCAUUCGAUCCUCUGCGGGCCAUCUGACGGCGGUACCAGUGUAAGUUACGAUGGCGACGGCGGUCCCCAUUGGAGGAGUGGGCGGGGUGGGAAACGUUGGAACAACAAACGCAAGGCCUCGAGUCACAAUUUCUUUCCGCUUCACUUAGCACUCUUCGCCCUUUGGCAAUGUCCGUCAUAUAGACCUUGGAUUUCCUUUCCCUGUUCCUGUCUUCUCUUCAUUUCCUCGAGUCCUUUUCUUUUGACCACUCUACGGCUCGAAAGCGAUCCCGUACUGACCGCCAUUGAAAAUUGUCACUGAGACGAACCUACCCCUCCAUUCAACCUUGACAGUGUCUUUCACCGCAUCGACAACUCAGCAGAAUGCCUGCCCAACCCAAGGUUCACUUGGUCCGCCACGCACAAGGCUUCCACAAUCUCGGCUCCGAAUUCCAUUCCCUGCCUGACCCGCGCCUCACUCCUCUGGGAGAGUCGCAAUGCGCCAAUCUCCAAGAACAGCACUGGCCCCCCGAGCGCCAGCAAUCACUCUCACUGAUCACCGCCUCGCCUUUGACGAGAACCCUGCACACGGCUUUGCUCACGUUCCUGCCGGCUUUGAAGUCGGACGCGAAGUGCAAGCCUUCCAUCUUCGCAAUUCCCGACGCGCAAGAAACAUCCGACUAUCCCUGUGACACGGGUUCCGACGUCGAUGUCCUACGAAGCUUCUGCGCCGAGCAGAACUGGCCUGUCGAUCUUUCCCUCGUCACGGAAUCGUGGAACAUUAAAACAUUAGACAACCGCUACUCUCCCGCAAGUCAGGCUAUUAAAACCCGCGCUAGAGAUUGCCGACGUCUGCUCCGCCAAAAGGCGCGCGAGCUGGCAGAGAGUGGAGACGAAAACGUCGAGAUUGUCCUCGUAACCCACGGCGGAUAUCUUCACUAUCUCACGGACGACUGGGAAGACGCAACCAAGUUGUCCGGCACUGGGUGGGAGAACACCGAAUACCGCACGUACCACUUCGAGCACUCCUUCGAUUCGGACUCGGACGAGGAAGCAUUCCUGAUGGAGACAAUGGAGAGCCGGAAACGGAGGGGCCUAGAACACCCGACGUUGGACCACGGCAAGCAACAGGAACUAUUCCAGAGAAUGAUGCAAGGAUGGGAGGACCAAGGCCUGCAGAACCCGAGCAAAUUGUCCACCACCGCCGCCGUCGACGACGAGAUCAUCGAGGAGCAGGAGAAGUCUGGACAAGACCCUGCGGACGCAGAGAGGCAUGUCACAAUGGCCGCCGACGAGGUCCAGCCCCAGCCUGCCAGCGUGCAGGUGAUGGCCUAAGGGUUCGGCUAUAACCUAUUAGGGAUCAUUGUGGCAGAGCGGAACUAAUGAGCAACAAUCCGGGCCUGUUUCCCUAUAUUCACUGCACAAGAUGCCUGGGAUCGGACCUUCGGGCGACGCACGCCGCCAAAAAAAGGGGGAGAGAAGCAAAAAACCGGCCCUGGUUCUCUCCCGCGACACCAAUUUGUUUUUCUUUGAGUUCUACACCCUCGCCCGCUUCUGCUGGUGUAUUACCCCGGGCUCAUGACCUAGAUUGCAUAGAGUACAGGAAAAAGGGGAAUUGGAUAGCUGGCGCUACUCGCGCUGGCUUGCGCGCACGGCGACGCGACUGGGGAACUGAUUCAUUAGAGCGGACGUAAAGCCAUAAACAUAGAGCUCGUUAGACGUUGAAAGGAAUAGACUCACACCAACAAGCGACCAGGCACGGCUCAUAGGAGAGGAAGGCUGUAGACUUCAAGUUCAAUCAUGCCCUCCCCCCUUUUUUGUUUAAAAAAAUACAUAUCAUCGUAAAAGUCAACGGGUCUCGAUAAACAUUAUCAAGAUCCAAAUCAUCUAUUGCUGGCUCG
Molecule: messenger RNA, 1982 nt
Organism: Cladophialophora immunda
Lineage: Eukaryota; Fungi; Ascomycota; Eurotiomycetes; Chaetothyriales; Herpotrichiellaceae
Exons: 1
Coding region: 466-1416 (316 amino acids)
Cellular component (GO): cytoplasm
Molecular function (GO): phosphatase activity
Source: RefSeq, a predicted model, not a curated record